AUGGUCGAAGUUUCGCUUACUGUCGGCAAAUUGGACGCCUCUCUGGCGCUGCUGCUCACCAAGGACCACCAUCUCAUCGAAUUCCCCACAAUUCUGCUUCCCGACGACGCCGAGGCCGGCUCGGUGGUGAAGAUCACCUGUGAGAAGGACUCUGGAGCGGAGAAGGAGGAAGAAGACAGCUUUCAGAGCCUGCAAAAGGAGCUGCUGGAAACGUACGGCACGGAGCAGCCCAAGGCGCCAGUUCUGAGCGCGAAAAACAUCACCCAGACGUCUGUGGUGCUGGAAUGGGAGCCUAUUGAAAUCGCCCAGGCCGAUAUCAAGAAACUGGUGCUGCUUCGAGAUGGCGUUUGGUGCGGCCACAUUCCCAACCCACUGGUGCGAACCGCCACCAAGCUGUCUGGCUUUGGAGUCGAGAAGAAGUACACCUUCCAGCUGGUUUUGUACACCACAGCAGGCACCUACGAGUCAAAUCUGCUGGAAAUUGAGACCCAUAGCAUGACCGACCUGCGAGGUAUCACUGUGUGCUUGGGCGAAAUCGAUCCCAACAUGACAACGGUCACCGAGUCUGAAAUCUCCGAGUCUCUGGAGGACAUUCACGCCAAGCCUCUGCAAAAUGAAGUCAAGCUCGAUACCACCCAUUUCGUGUGCACCAAGCCCCAGGGAGCCCAAUGGGAGAAGGCCGUCGACAUGAACAUUCCUGUUGUUUUGCCUGAGUGGCUCCGAGCCUGCAAAAUGGACAAGAAGAUGGUCAACGUCAGAAACUUCUACCUGGACUCUGAUCCCAAGCACAGAUCCCAGUACAAACGAGCUCCUGGCGCCCCCGCCUCUCCUUCCAUUCACCAGGCUGAGUCCAUCAGGUCCACUGAGCCUGCUGCUUCUGCUCCUGAGUCUGCUCCUGUUGAGUCUGCUCCAGUCGAAUCUACUUCUGUCGAGUCUACUUCUGUCGAAUCUACUCCUGCUGCUGCUGCGCCUGUCGAGUCCACUGCUACCAAUUCCUAUCUUGAGAGAUCCAACACUCGACAUUCCAUCUUCACCGAGGGCGCUACCGAGGCCGAGGAGGUGGACGAGGACCCUCUCAACGUUGAGCUCGAAAAGGAGGUUGCCGCCAACGACGCUGAAGUCGAGGCUGCCUCCGAGUCAAUGGCCGAGGUCGAUCUAGAUGGUCCCAGUGGAGAGCCUGACCCAGACACCGUCGAGGAGAUUGCCGUUACCGAGUCUGAUCCUGUUGUCGUUGCCGAACCCGAACCUGAACCCGAAGUUGAGGCCGAGACCAAGGCCGAGGACAAGGUCAAGGAGCCAGAAGAAGCAGUUACCACUGAUGCCAUUGAGCCCGAGACCAAGACUGUAAUUGACCUCACUGGAGAUGACAAGCCCACCGAGCCUGAGACUGAGCCUGAGCCUGAGCCUGAAUCUGAGAACCAGACUGAACCUGAAUCCAAAACUACACCCGCCGAAGAGACUAAACCCGAGCCUGAAACCGUCAAGUCACCCUCUCAACUCGCUGACGAAUUUGCCGAAGUGUCUCUGGAAGACUCAAAGUCGCCUGAGGACAGCACUGCUGAGGGAGGCAACAAGGAGGACGAUGAUGAUGGAGAUGAGGACGGGGACGAGGAAGAGGAAGUGGACGAUAAACAGGAGGACUCGAAGCCCGCAGCUGCAUCUGGCAAGAAGAACAAGAAGAAGAACAAGAAGAAGGGCAAGAAGUAG
Molecule: messenger RNA, 1707 nt
Organism: Yarrowia lipolytica CLIB122
Lineage: Eukaryota; Fungi; Ascomycota; Dipodascomycetes; Dipodascales
Biological process (GO): conjugation with cellular fusion; Golgi to plasma membrane transport
Cellular component (GO): exomer complex; trans-Golgi network
Molecular function (GO): protein dimerization activity
Source: RefSeq, a predicted model, not a curated record